AUGCAGGCCUUUUCAAGAUGUGCUAGACCGGCGAUGAAAGCUGCGGUGCGCAGACAGGCCUAUUCCUCCUCGACCUCCGCCUACACUGCGACUGCCGAAAAUUUGCGGAUCAACGGCGAGACCAAGGUCAUCUACCAGGGCUUCACCGGAAAGCAGGGAACAUUCCACGCGCAACAAGCAAUCGAGUACGGUACACAAGUGGUUGGAGGAACAAACCCCAAGAAGGCUGGACAAACACAUUUGGGUCUGCCCGUCUUCGCCAAUGUCGCCGACGCCGUGAAGCAGGCUGGAGCUACAGCUUCAGCUAUCUUCGUCCCACCUCCGCUUGCUGCCGCUGGUAUUGAGGAAGCCAUUGCUGCCGAGAUCCCUUUGGUUGUCUGCAUCACUGAGGGUAUCCCUCAACAUGAUAUGGUCCGAAUCACCGACAUCCUGAAGACGCAAGGAAAGACACGUUUGGUAGGACCCAACUGCCCGGGCCUCAUUGCUCCAGGUCAAUGCAAGAUCGGUAUCAUGCCAGGAUUCAUCCACAAGCGCGGCCGUAUUGGUAUUGUCUCUCGUUCCGGAACUCUUACAUACGAAGCCGUCAAUCAAACCACCCAAACCGGUCUUGGACAAUCACUCGUGGUUGGAAUCGGUGGUGAUCCAUUCUCUGGCACCAACUUCAUUGACUGCUUGAAGGUUUUCCUGGAGGACGAGGAGACCGAUGGUAUCAUCAUGAUUGGUGAGAUUGGAGGAUCUGCCGAGGAGGAUGCUGCCGAGUUCUUGAAGGAGUACAACACUGCCAAGAAGCCAGUCGUCAGUUUCAUUGCUGGCAUCAGUGCUCCAAAGGGUAGAAGGAUGGGACAUGCAGGUGCUAUUGUCAGUGGAGGUAAGGGAGGAGCCGACUCCAAGAUCUCUGCUCUUGAGGCUGCUGGUGUUAUUGUGGAGCGCAGCCCUGCAAUGCUCGGCAAGACCCUGCACGGAGAGUUUGUACGAAGGGACUUGAUUUGA
This is a messenger RNA of Drepanopeziza brunnea f. sp. 'multigermtubi' MB_m1, 990 nucleotides long. RefSeq lists its product as uncharacterized. Gene Ontology annotation, molecular function: succinate-CoA ligase (ADP-forming) activity; succinate-CoA ligase (GDP-forming) activity. Lineage: Eukaryota; Fungi; Ascomycota; Leotiomycetes; Helotiales; Drepanopezizaceae. Gene Ontology annotation, cellular component: succinate-CoA ligase complex (ADP-forming); mitochondrion. Gene Ontology annotation, biological process: tricarboxylic acid cycle. The record is from RefSeq and is a predicted model, not a curated record.